Rubroshorea leprosula is the source of this 1616-nucleotide messenger RNA. NCBI's taxonomy places the organism in Eukaryota, Viridiplantae, Streptophyta, Magnoliopsida, Malvales, Dipterocarpaceae. The record is from the annotation of a GenBank genome assembly.
AAACUAAUUCCGGCCACCAAACUUCUCCAAUUGUUCGCUUCCCGGAACUCAGUCAACACACUCACUAGAAUGUCCGCAUCCGGCGACUCAUUGCACGAACACGCCGCCGGACAGUGGUUCUCGGUGCCGGAGCUCCGGCUCCGAGAUCACCAUUUCACCGUCCCUCUCGAUUACAAAGACCCCGUUUCUUCCCCAAAGAUCUCCAUUUUUGCUCGAGAAGUCGUCGCUGUUGGAAAAGAAGAUCAAGCUCUACCAUACCUCCUGUACCUGGAAGGUGGACCUGGUGUCGCAUGUCCAAGACCAACCGAAGCCAGUGGAUGGUUACUCAAAGCUUGUGAGGAGUUCCGUGUUAUUUUAAUGGAUCAGAGAGGAACAGGGUUAUCAACUCCUUUGACAUUAUCAUCUACGCUGCAAAUAAAGUCUGCCAAGGAUUUGGCUGAUUAUGUGAAACAUUUUCGAGCUGACAAUAUAGUGAAUGAUGCUGAGUUUAUUCGAGUUCGCCUGGUUCCUGGCUCUGGACCCUGGACAGUUUUAGGCCAGAGCUAUGGAGGUUUUUGUUCAGUAACCUAUUUGAGUUUUGCACCACAAGGAUUGAAACAAGUGCUUCAAACAGGAGGAAUACCUUCAAUAGAAGAUGGAUGCAGUGCAGAUGCUGUUUGUGAAGCUUGCUUUGAGCAGGUCAUUCGUCAAAAUGAAAAGUAUUACGAGAGGUUUCCUCAGGAUAUUGAAAUUGUUCAUGAAGUUGUAAACUAUUUGGCAGAAUGUGAAGGGGGUGGGGUUCAUCUUCCAUCUGGGGGCAUCUUGACCCCAAGGGGGCUGCAACUUCUUGGUAUGCCCAGUUUAGGAGCUAGUGGAGGUUUUGAACGCUUGCAUUAUAUGUUUGAGAGGGUCUGGGAUCCUGUAAUAGUGCCUGGAGCACCUAAGCAAAUUAGUUACUACUUCUUGAAUGCUUUUGAGAUUUGGUUGGGUUUUGAUUUAAACCCACUCGGAGCUCUUCUUAAUGAGGCAAUUUACUGUCAGGGUGCUUCAUCUCGAUGGUCUGCUUACAGAGUGAGGGCUAAAUUUGGGGACAAGUUUGAUGCAAUCAAGGCUGCAAGCGAAGGACGCCCUGUACUUUUUACAGGGGAGAUGCUAUUCCCAUGGGUGUUCGACGAAAUUCAUGUUUUGAAGCGUUUUAAAGAUGCCGCUCAUUUACUGGCUGAGAAGGAAGACUGGCCUCCAUUAUAUGACAAAGCUUCAUUAAACAAUAACAAGGUACCUGUCGCAGCAGCUAUUUAUUUUGAGGAUAUGAAUGUUAAUUUCAGAGUGGCCAUGCGAACUGUUCCUGAGAUAGCCGGAAUUAGGACAUGGAUAACUAAUGAAUACGUGCAUGCCGGACUGAUUGAUUCCGGAGGACUGGUUUUCGAUUACUUGAUGGGACUGUUGAAGGGAAAAAAGCCAUUGUUCUGAUUUCCACUAGAAAGUAGAAACCAUUUUUCUCUCAUUUUAAGUCUAAUUUCUUGUAUCAUUUCCCCUAAAGAAUUAUGUAUUUGACCUCUUCUUCUUUCCUUUUUUUUUACUCAGUUAAACAUUGUCUCAACAUCUCUAAACAUCCGGAAAAAAAAAAUAUUUUUUUU